Messenger RNA from Dothidotthia symphoricarpi CBS 119687, 3996 nucleotides. RefSeq names its product oxysterol binding protein 1. Bases 174 to 3848 code for a protein of 1224 amino acids. Gene Ontology annotation, biological process: endocytosis; exocytosis; piecemeal microautophagy of the nucleus. Lineage: Eukaryota; Fungi; Ascomycota; Dothideomycetes; Pleosporales; Dothidotthiaceae. Gene Ontology annotation, molecular function: sterol binding; protein binding. The transcript has 6 exons. The record is from RefSeq and is a predicted model, not a curated record. Gene Ontology annotation, cellular component: cytosol; membrane; intracellular membrane-bounded organelle.
CAGGAACCUUGGCUGGAGGGACUGGGUAUCCGCGAGCCCCGCUGCGAUGAUGGCAUGAAUACAGAUUGUGUAACGUCGCAGCUCCCGUCCUGGAUAUCUAUGCGACCCCUCGUCUCUUGUCUCUCCACAGCAAACCCCGCCUCGUGCACAGGGCCCACGUGCCCAAUCACCACAUGAUGGAAGGACACAAACGCUCCAAGUCGAGCAGGGUGAAGAAUGCCUUGACGCGCACCCAUUCCAAGACGGACGACAGCGGUUCCAACACAGACUCCCCCGCGGCUCUGUCCACGGCGUCCCUCCGCCCACACACGUCCACCAGCAUGACGAGCCUGGGUGGUCCCCCGCAGGACCCCUCCUCGCCGCAGAGUAUUGCGCCGGCGCUCCCAGGCCCCACGCCCACGGGCUCGUCCAUCGAGCAGUCUGUCAAGCUGUUCCGCGUGUUCGAGUCGCUGCGCAACGGCGACACGGCUGCCAUUUCAAAGGCCAUCCGCGAGCAGUCGGGGCCCGCAGACGGCGAAGACAGCCGAGCCUCGCUGCAGCUGCCCAGCGCACGCACCGAGGGCACCUCGAUCCUGCACCUGGCCAUUCAGUGCGCUGAGCUGCCCGUCAUCGAGUUCGUCUUGUCCAACGCGACCGCCACGCCCGACUCGCCCAUCGACAUCAACGGCCGCGACCGCGAUGGGAAUACCCCGCUCCACCUGGCUGCCACGCUGGGCCGCACACCAGUCGUGCGCAUGCUGUUGGACCGUCCAGGCAUCAACGACUCCAUCACAAAUUACAAUGGCCAGACGCCGCUAGAUCUCGCGCGCACGCCAGACAUCUUCCAGCAGCUGCAGCUCGCGCGAUCCAUCUUCAUCGACACCAACGUCAAGAGGAUCCACCAGCUGGUCAGCGCAGGAGAUUUGGAUGCGCUGGAGACAACGCUGCAAGACAGCCGCAUCAAGAGCACGCUGGACGUCAACAACGGGGAACUGGCGACUGACCCCGUCGUCAUCGAUGCUGGAGGCACGCUCCUGCACGAAGCAGCCAAGAAGAAGGACGUCAAGCUGGCACAGCUUCUGCUGCUGAACGGCGCCGAUCCCUUCCGUCGAGACCGCGUAGGCAAAUUGCCCCAGGACUACACCAAAGACGACCGCACACGUGCUAUUCUGAAGCGAUCGCCUGCCGCGGCAGCAGCUCAGCGGGGCAUCCAGGAAAAGACAAUCCUCGCAGGCGCACCCCAGGGUGGAGCCGCCGCCGACAAUGGCAUGGGCGCAAAGGAGUCUCGUGAGAUGAAGGGCUAUCUCAAGAAGUGGACAAACUAUACGAGCGGCUACAAGUUGAGGUGGUUCGUGCUUGAGGAUGGUGUGCUCAGCUAUUAUAAGCAUCAAGAUGACACUGGCUCUGCCUGCCGUGGUGCAAUCAACAUGCGGAUAGGCAAGCUCUACAUGGACCCCCAAGACAAGCAACGGUUUGAGAUCCAGGGCAAGUCGUCAGUCAAGUACCACCUCAAGGCAAAUCACCAGGUCGAAGCAAAGCGAUGGUACUGGGCCCUGAACAACGCCAUCCAGUGGGCCAAAGACGAGGCACGCGACGAAGAGAAGCGCGCCAACCAGAACCAGGAAGCCCUCAAGCAGGCCAAGAUCGAGCAACUAACAGGCCAAGGUGACACCCCAAGUGUGAACAGCUCCAGGAUGUCAAGGAAUCUCACACCAGCCACCAAUCUCGGCGUUCCUCUCUCAACCCUAGACACAUCCUCGCGAACUGCAGUCAGCGUGGUAGAAGGUCCCGGGAGUACGUACGAGCCCAGCUACGUCGGAAACGACCUAGGCAGGAUGACCAGCCACAUGGGAACGGCUACUGUCGCAGGUGAUGAUGACGACGACGACGAUUACGAUGAUGAUGACAGCGGCCACGAAAUCAAACCGCACAGCAAAGACGCAUUCAACAUCACAGCGCAGUCUGCAAAGCUGCAACUUGACCUCAUGACCUCCGUAUCCCUAGCACUACAAGCGGAGAAGAACCAGAACCCUACUUUGCAGCUCUCGGAUCCCAUGAUGCUGCAAGCCUUUGCGUCGUACGAAUCGGCUAUUGGCAACCUCAAGGGGCUUAUCGGUGAUCUGUUGCGGAUAUCGAGGGAUCGCGAUGCUUAUUGGCAGUAUCGGUUGGAUCGCGAGGCCAAUGUGCGGCGCAUGUGGGAAGACAGCAUGGCCAAGGUCGCAAAGGAGCAGGAGGAUUUGGAGACAAGGAUGGGUCAGUCGGAGGAGAAGAGGCGGAAAACGAAAAAGGCUUUGCGCGAGGCUUUGGAGGACUAUGGGAGAAUGGAACCCGGUCCAACGCUGCGGGAUCACCAAGACGACUUUGUUGAAGCUGCAGAAACACCGGAGCAAGAGCACGACUUGGCGUCCAAGCAACGAGGCUUGGGCAGGAAGGCCACGUUUGCGGAUCUUGCCGCUGACUUUUCGGAAUCGGACUCGGAAGGCGACGAGGAGUUCUUCGAUGCCGUUGGUGCUGGUGAGGUCGAGGUUGUUGAGAUGCCAGCCCCUGCUCCGGUGGUGAGAGAAUCAGAAGCGGCCCCACCCACAGACGUCUUUGAGAGCAAGCAUGCAGAUAUCGCGACGGGAUUCGUAGGGUAUGAAGAUGGGCCGCGACAGAGGCUGGCCAUGGAUGCAGAUGACAGGCCCAAGAUCUCGCUUUGGGGUAUCUUGAAGUCUAUGAUCGGCAAGGAUAUGACUAAAAUGACCCUUCCCGUCUCUUUCAACGAGCCCACAUCCCUGCUCCAGCGCGUGGCCGAAGACAUGGAAUACACCGAUCUUCUCGACACCGCAGCCACGCGCGCAGACUCGACAGAACGCCUACUCUAUGUUGCCGCCUUUGCUGCCUCCGAGUAUGCGUCUACCAUUGGGCGUGUCGCAAAACCCUUCAACCCGCUUCUCGCGGAAACGUACGAGUACGCCAGGCCCGACAAGGGCUACCGGUUCUUCAUUGAGCAGGUCAGCCAUCAUCCCCCAAUUGGCGCUGCAUACGCCGAGUCGAAGACGUGGGAUUAUUGGGGCGAAUCAGCCGUAAAGUCAAAAUUCUACGGUAAAUCCUUCGACAUCAACCCCCUCGGGACCUGGUUCCUCCGCCUGCGCCCCACCUCCUCCCCGGGACACAGCGAGCUCUACACGUGGAAAAAAGUGACCUCCUCCGUCAUCGGCAUCAUCACGGGCAACCCCGUCGUCGACAACUACGGCCUCAUGGAGAUCAAAAACCACACAACCGGCGAAAUCUGCCACCUGGACUUCAAAGCGCGCGGCUGGAAAGCCUCCUCCGCGUUUCAAGUCGUCGGCAAAGUGCUCGACAGCGCAGGCCGCGUCCGCUGGUCCGUCGGCGGCCGCUGGAACGAUAAGAUCUAUGCGCGCCUUACCCCGGGGUUUGAAGAUGCGGAGAUUGAUAAGGGCGGGAGUAAGCACGCUAAGCAUGAUGAAAGUAAGGCGUUCCUCGUCUGGCAGGCUAAUGCUAGACCGACGGGUAUACCGUUUAAUCUCACGCCCUUUGUCGUGACACUGAACGAUAUUCCCGAUCGUCUUAGACCGGUGGUAGCGCCGACUGAUACUAGACUAAGACCUGAUCAGCGCGCUAUGGAAGACGGCGCGUAUGAUCUUGCGGCAACGGAGAAGAAUCGCGUUGAGGAGAAACAACGCGCUACUAGGCGGGAGAGGGAGGCUAGUGGGGGGCAUUUUGAACCGAGGUGGUUUAGGAAGAGCGUGUGUGAGACGACUGGGGAGGAGUUUUGGGAGUUUAAUCAUGAGUAUUGGAGGGUUAGGGAGGGGGUUGCUAGCGGGAGGGGGAGUUGGAGGGAGGCGGGGUGCGAGGAUAUAUAUUAGCUGUUGGUGGGUGUGGGGGAGGGUAGGAAGGGGAGGGGAGGGAUUUCUGGGCUGGAGAAUUGAUGUUAUCGACUGCUUUGUCCUGUUCUGUCUCUCUGUCUUUCAUGGCAUCGUGGUGUUUCUUUCUCCAGUUGUUAUCCGUCUGCUU